AUGGUCGCUACAUCAGAAGGGAAAAAGACAUUUGUCAUCGGCUCUCGCAAAUCACAAUUAGCUCUUGUACAGACUUACAUUGUCCGUGAUACACUCCAGUCAUUAUUUCCUCAGUAUGAAUUCAAAAUUGAGACCAUGUCAACCACAGGUGAUAAGAUUCUGAACCAGGCUCUCAGCAAGAUUGGUGAAAAGGCACUCUUCACAAAGGAGCUGGAGAUUGCUUUGGAGAAUGGCACAGUUGAUUUUGUCGUACAUAGUCUGAAAGAUCUGCCUACAGUCUUACCAGAAGGUAUGUGUUUGGGCGCCAUCAUGGAGCGCGAGAAUCCAAACGACGCUUUGGUCUUGAACGAGAGAAACAAGGGCAAGACAUUGAGUACUUUACCUGCUGGCUCGGUUAUUGGUACAAGCUCACUUCGCAGAGUCGCCCAAUUGAAGAGAAGAUAUCCCCAUUUGUCCUUCACUGAUGUGGUAAGCCGUUUAAAUACUCGUUUAGCCAAGUUAGACGAUGUCGAAGGACCUUAUAGCGGUAUCAUUUUAGCUGUUGCUGGAUUAAUGCGUCUUGGUAAAGGGGAUCGUAUAUCAGAGGUGUUGUCUUCAACAGAUUCACUCCAUGCUGUAUCUCAAGGUGCUCUUGGUAUUGAGUGCCGUAAAGCAGACGAGGAUGUACAGACUCUGCUGGAAUCUUUAAAUCACAACAACACUCGUAUCACUUGCUUGAGUGAGCGUGCUCUGAUGCGUACCCUGGAAGGUGGCUGUAGUGUACCCAUUGGUGUCAAUACCAAGUUAGAUUUAGAAAACAAUACUCUUUGGAUGCAUGGUUUGGUAGCAAGUUUGGAUGGUCAAAAUGUGAUUGAGUAUGAGCAUGAGAUCAGCCUUAUUGGUGCUGAUACCAGAGACCAGAGAGAAGCGUUAGCUGAGGGAUUAGGCAUUACAGUGGCAAAUACGCUCUGUAAGAAUGGUGCUGACAAGAUUUUGGCCGAGCUAUCCCAUCACCUCCCUUAA
Molecule: messenger RNA, 1002 nt
Organism: Mucor velutinosus
Lineage: Eukaryota; Fungi; Mucoromycota; Mucoromycetes; Mucorales; Mucoraceae
Exons: 2
Coding region: 1-1002 (333 amino acids)
Biological process (GO): heme biosynthetic process
Cellular component (GO): cytoplasm
Molecular function (GO): hydroxymethylbilane synthase activity
Source: RefSeq, a predicted model, not a curated record